Molecule: messenger RNA, 2047 nt
Organism: Camelus dromedarius (Arabian camel)
Lineage: Eukaryota; Metazoa; Chordata; Mammalia; Artiodactyla; Camelidae
Gene: MRPL50
Product: mitochondrial ribosomal protein L50
Exons: 2
Coding region: 61-540 (159 amino acids)
Cellular component (GO): mitochondrion; mitochondrial large ribosomal subunit
Source: RefSeq, a predicted model, not a curated record
GUGCGUCCUUUGGGGGCGGAGCUCUUGGUCCGAAGCUCUGGCUCGAAGCUCUCCUCGAAGAUGGCGGCGCUCAGGUUGUCCGGCGUUACCAGAAGAGGCCUCACGUGGAUAGUCUUAGGGGCGCCACGCAGAGAAUUUUGGUCUCAGUUCAGAAAAGAGAAACAGCCAGUGGUCGCUGAGACAGUAGAAGAGGUGAAGAAAGAACCUAUCCUGGUGUGUCCACCCUUACGAAGCCAAACAUACAUACCACCUGAAGAUCUCCAGAGUCGUUUGGAAUCUCAUGUCAAAGAAGUUUUUGGCUUAUCUGUUCCCUGCAGCUGGCAGGACAUAUCCCUGGAAGAUGUUCAUCUGAAGUUCAGUUUCUUGGCACGUGUGGCUGAUGACUUGGGCCAUGCAGUGCCUAACUCCAGGCUUCACCAGAUGUGCAGGGUCAGAGAUGUUCUUGAUUUCUAUCAUGUGCCUGUUCAGGAUAGAUCUAAAUUUGAUGAACUUAUUGCCAGUAAUCUGCCUCCCAAUUUAAAAAUCACUUGGGGUUACUGAGUAGUUCAGAAGAGGAACAAACACAUUGGAAUCAUUUUAUUUCCCUGUUUAUCAGACUAUUUGAUACUUUUCCAUGUGAAAUGCUGUCAGAACUGUUCUCUAAACCCACCUUUUUUGUGGAAGAAUGUAUUAUCUUUUUUUAAUAUCAUGAAUUGAAAAAUAGCAGGAUUUUCUCUUUUUGCAUUUGCUGAAACUUUUCUUUUUUUAAUAGUACCAGGUUAUUAAUAAUUUAUGGAAAUAUUCUUUUCUGGAAGACACCAUAAUUAACUUGGGUUUAACAUAUAAGGCUGUUACAUUUCAGAUGUGGUCUUUAUUUUUUUUUUAUUGAGGUAUUGUCAGUUUACAAUGUUGUAUCAGUUUCUGGUGUACAGCACAAUGCUUGAGUCACAUGAAUAUACAUAUAUUCUUUUUCAUAUUCUUUUUCACCAUAAGCUACUAUAAGAUGUUGAAUAUAUUUCCCUGUGCUGUACAGUAAGAAAUGGGCUGCAUUUCUUGCUCCAUCUUGUCUGGUUGUGGGAAUUUGGGCAAGUUACUAAGAACCUCUAAUCCUCAGUUUAUUCAUCUAUUAAAUAAUAGUAUAGUGAUAGUUCUCCAUAAUGUUAUUGUGAGAAUUAAAGGAGAUAGUAGAAGCCAGCAACUUAUUAGAGUAACUGGAAACACUGAACAUUCAAUAAAUGUCAGCAAUUAUUAUUAUCACCUUCUCUAAUAAUUAUUAAAUCACCAUACCUAACCAGACAGAUCAUCUGUAUUUCUUUGAAGAGUAGGUCUGAACUUUUAGUUACUUGAGAAGCCUUAAACAUAAUGCUGUAGUACUUUCUAAUCCACAUAUUUUCUUUAAAUUUUAAAAUGUGCUUUGCUGCUAGAAUAAGGUUAAUGCAUAUUAGCCUGUAUUUAUUGCUAAUAAUUUUUCUUAGUAAAAACUGAUCUAAGUAAAAUCAAUUCUCUGUACUACAUCCUUUUUCAUAGAACGAUCACCAAAAUACGAUCAAAAUUACAAUAGUAAGAUGAGCAACAAUUACUGACAAUCUACUGAUACACUGAAUUUUAAAAUAGCUAUUUUUGAUGCAUGUAAUGGAAUUGUCCUUGAAUUAUCAAAUAGGCCUUGUUAUCAUUGUGCUAGCCCUCUGCUUGGCUUAGAUGACAAAUGAUGAGGUUCUGUGAUUCUACUUUUCACUUUCUUAGCCUGGUUCCCCUUAUAUGUGCCGCAUGACUUUUCUACUGUUGUUCUCCAGUAUCACAUAGACAGCUAGUUAAUGACUACGCCACGCCUGGAAACCAGAUUUCUUUCCUGGGCUCAGAAUACUUCCAUUAAACCUGCUUCACACUGUCUCUUCUGUGGGAUGAUAGAUCUCAGAUACCUCAGUUCCUUGAAGGUCUAAUUUCUCCAUCUGUUGAUUUGAAGUAUCUUCUAAGGCCUCUAAAUUCCCUGAUCCCAAAUUUGCUGCAGAAGUUUUAAUGAGAGUUAGUGUUCUGUUAAAGGCCAGAAAUAAAUUAGAUAAAGCCUGCA